CGGAAAGACAGUCCUGACUUGCCUUGCCUCAGAAGACUCGAGACUGUUAGCAGCAGGACCAGGGCCUCUGUCUCCUCUCUUCCAGAUGCCCAUGGGCCAAAUGGUACCCCCAAAGACCAUCCAGAAUGAAGACUUCUGGAAGAACCCCUGGGAUGUGGGGGGCCUGAUAGUGAUUGGCUUGUUCAUCUCCACACUCCUGUUCUUCAUCGUAUUUGCUUUUGUGUUUGGCUCUGUGCAAAAGGCUGCGUGGAGAAAGGAUGUGUGUGAAGAGGAAUGACCUAUCUCCUCGGGGGCCUAGAAGGCAGCAGGGAGAGACGGGCUGACCUGCUCACCCCCCUGCCAGCAGUGGGCUUCCAGUACCUCUGGCUCAAGAAAGAAUCUAUGGCAACCACUGGACCUUGCUAGGAAUUGGUCAGUUAGCCCGGUGGGAAGGCUGGUCUGUUCCCAUUUCUGGCUCCCUUGCCCUGCCACCAGCUGAACACUGUAAGCACAUGGAGAGGAGCUCUGCUGUACCUCAGAUGGGAGCAGCCAUGGCUAACAAGAUCCUCUGAUGUGGGUCCCUGUCCAAGUAGCUAUUUUCAAGUCCUUGACAGAGAAGGACACAAAAUGUCAAAUGAAGUAAAAAUUCCUUUUCAAAACAAGA
Rattus rattus (black rat) is the source of this 643-nucleotide messenger RNA. RefSeq names its product small integral membrane protein 6 (gene Erln). Bases 86 to 277 code for a protein of 63 amino acids. NCBI's taxonomy places the organism in Eukaryota, Metazoa, Chordata, Mammalia, Rodentia, Muridae. The record is from RefSeq and is a predicted model, not a curated record. The transcript has 2 exons.